AUGACUGAAAAAAGUUCCAGUGUGUGCCUGUCUAUGAUAAGAGUUGGCCUCACACCACAUUACUACUGUGUUGCUCGCUCAAUCGAUCUUGACGGAAGAAUUGAAGAAAGCUGGAUAAAAGUCGAGCACGCGAAAUCCUCUUGGCGUUCGGUGUCUGUCAUGCCACCAGAAAAAAGCACGAGAGCUGAGAUACUGUCAGGUUGCCCAAGCCUAGAACUGGGAAGUCGAGACCCAGAGGUCAGGUUCGAACCACGGGCCUUCCGGUCAAGCCUUAGGGUGAAAAAGUGGAUGAGAGGGAAUCUGAUGCUGGUCUGCCGCAAGCAUUAUAAAGUGCCCACACCGCCAACCACCCAAUCAAACAAUAUGGAAAGGAACUGA
Molecule: messenger RNA, 378 nt
Organism: Opisthorchis viverrini
Lineage: Eukaryota; Metazoa; Platyhelminthes; Trematoda; Opisthorchiida; Opisthorchiidae
Exons: 3
Coding region: 1-378 (125 amino acids)
Source: RefSeq, a predicted model, not a curated record